CCGAGUGGCAGCAUUAUUUUGGUUCAGUGGACUGCCGUCCUGUCCACUGCCCUCACCGUGCUGCUUUCCCCGGAUCUGAACUUGCUUUAGCUCCUGUUGGAAUAGCACAACCUUUCCCUCAUUCUCUCACUAAGGAUUGGUAAAUUCUUGGUUUUGAGCUGGUUAAAGUAAAGUCAACCUAUAAGUUGGCGGAGAGACCGUCGGGAUGUCAGGAUCAGUACAAGUGACGCAGCAGCUGCAGCAGCUGCAGCAGCAGCAUCAGCAGCAGCAUCAGCUGCAGCAUCAGCAUCAGCAGCAUGAGAGCAGCUGUUACCUGAGCUCCAAGUCGUCCGUUAAACAGCACUCGUUCUCCACGUACAAGACCAGCAGCCGUCGCCAGAAGACCACUGUGAAGACGGAGAAGCGGCAGGCGGUGGUCAAGCUGAGCCCGCUGCCCGCGAGAGCCAAACGCACCUACCUGGCCAUGGACACGGACAAGGAAGUCAUCGGCUACGUCAUUCCCGUAUUCAGAGCCAAUCACGAGGAUGUUCGCGGCCUGAUGGAGGCGCGGGAGGAGGAGGUCACGGAGGAGGGCAUUCACUAUGUGGCCAUGAGGAACCUGUUUGUCAGGGAGGCCAGGGAGGCUGUGGACGUUAAAGUGGAGACGAAAACCAGAUCAACGCACAUCCGGGAGUCCGCCGAACGCAUGGAGCUCAGCAAGACGAUGGAGGAGUGGGCGGAGUUCCGUAAGAAGAUGAACCCAGACAGCCUGACGCACCGUCCGGAGUUCAUCGUCAAGCCCCGUGGGCAAACAGUGUGGGAGGGCGGGGCCGUCAGGCUGCACUGCACCGUGGCCGGAUGGCCUAAGCCCAGGAUCGCAUGGUACAAAAACAACGUCCUCAUUGAUGCCAAGGCCCACCCGGAGAAGUACGCAAUCGAGAGCAGUUUCAACAUGCACUCCCUGGAGAUCAAGAACUGUGAUUUCAUGGACACUGCUCAGUAUCACGCCUCUGCCCUCAACGUGAAAGGCGAAGCUUCUUCCGUGGCCACCAUCGUUGUCAAAAGGUUCCAGGAGGGCGAGGAAGCAGGCCCACUCGAUCCCAAACCACAUGGUUUCUGCGCUGAGCAUGGCGUCACAUUCGAAACAACCAUUAUUGACAAAUUCGAAGUGGCCUUUGGCCGUGAAGGUGAAACAUUGAGUCUGGGCUGCACCGUCAUCAUUUACCCCACUGUGAAAAAGUACCAGCCUGAGGUCGUGUGGUCCAGAAACUCUGUCCCCCUGAAGCCCUCUAAGUGGGUGCACACCCACUGGUCCGGCCAACGAGCCACCCUCACACUUGUCCACCUCAACAAGGAGGACGAGGGCAUGUACACCCUGCGUGUCAACACCAAAUCUGGCUUUGACACCUACUCCGCGUAUGUGUAUGUCAGAGAUGCCGAUGUGGAGGUGGAGGGCGUUCCCGUGGCCCCCCUGGAUGUGCGCUGCCACGACGCCAACAAGGACUACGUGGUGGUGACCUGGAAGCAGCCAGCGGUGGAGGGCAGCAGCUCCAUCCUGGGAUACUUCAUCGACAGGUGCGAGGUGGGCACUCACCACUGGGCUCAGUGUAACGACGCCCCGGUGAAGUACGCCCGCUUCCCCGUCACUGGACUGGUGGAGGGGCGCUCUUACGUCUUCAGGGUGCGGGCCACGAACAAGGAAGGAGUCAGCCGCCCGUCCCGCGUCUCCGACGCCGUGGUUGCCAUGGAUCCCUCGGACAGGGCCCGCCUCAGAGCCGGCCCGUCAGCUCCUUGGACUGGAAUGAUUAAGUUCACCGAGGAGGAUCCCACUGUGGGAGUUGUCCCCGGAGAGCCUUCUGACGUGGUGGUGACUGAGGCCACCAAGAGCUACGUGGUGCUCGCCUGGAAGCCUCCAGUCCAGAGGGGUCAUGAAGGAGUCAUGUAUUACAUUGAGAAGUGUAUCUCAGGGACAGAGACCUGGCAGAGGGUGAACUCUGGCAUGCCAGUCAAGUCUCCCCGCUUCGCCCUGUUCGACUUGGCCGAGGGGAAAUCCUACAGCUUCCGCGUGCGCUGCUGCAACUCCUCUGGUGUGGGCGAGGCCUCCGUGUCCACAGGAGAGAUCACGGUGGGAGAUAAACUGGACCUUCCCUCAUCCCCCGGCAAUCCAGUGGCCACCAGGAACACUGACACCUCAGUGGUGGUCUUCUGGGGGGCCUGUAAGGAUGUUAAAUACCUGGUUGGAUACUACGUUGAAUAUAGCGAGGUGGGCACCGAUGUGUGGAUACCUUGUAACAACAAACCCGUCAAGCAGACCAGGUUUGUGUGCCACGGCCUGACUACGGGGUCAAACUGCAUGUUUCGGGUCAAAGCCGUCAACGCUGCUGGAUACAGCCAGAGCUCCUCCAGUUCCGAGGCCGUGGUUGUGAAAGCCGCCAUCUCCGUCCCUGGAAGGGCCACCGGUGUGACCGUGCUGGAGGCCGUGAAGGACACCAUGAUGCUGACCUGGACUGAACCCGCUAGCAAGGGAGGAGCGGAUGUCCGAGGAUACUUUGUGGACUACAGGACUGUGAAGGGGCACGUUGUUGGAAAAUGGCAUGAAAUGAACCUCAAGGCAUUGACUACCACCUCUUAUAAAGCUGAGAACUUGAAGGAGAACGUCUUCUACCAGUUCCAGGUGCGCGCUAUGAACAUGGCAGGUGUGAGUGAAGCCUCUCUGCCCACCUCAGCUCUGGAGUGCAAGGAGUGGACCAUCACUGUGGCAGGUCCUCCUGUUGGUCUUCACGUGCUGGAGGUCCGGGACACCUCCGCCGUGGUCCUGUGGGAGCGACCCGCCUUCGAUGGCCGCACACCUGUCAACGGCUACUACCUGGACAUCAAGGAAGCCUCUGCGGGAGAGAAAGGCUGGAAGGCUGCUCACGAAAAGGCCAACAAGACUAAAUACAUGAAGGUGACGGGGCUGAAGCCGGGUGCGUCCUACGACUUCCGCGUGCGUGCUCAAAACCUGGCUGGAGUCGGAAAGCCAUCAGCAGUCUUGGGUCCGAUCCUGGCCCAGACUCGCCCCGGCACCAAUGAGAUUCACGUGGACGUUGACGAUGAUGGCGUCAUCUCGAUGAUCUUUGAGUGCGCUGAGAUGAAGGAGGGCUCUGAGUUUGUUUGGUCCAAGAAUUACCAGACCGUGACAGACACCUCUCGCCUGACGCUCGUCACUGAACGGGGAAGGUCCAGAGCUAUCUUCAACAGUCCCUCACUGGAGGAUCUGGGCACCUUCUCCUGUGUGGUCACCAACACUGACGGCUUCUCCUCCAGCUACACACUCACUGAGGAGGAUCUCAAGCGUCUUCUGGACAUCAGCCAUGACCACAAGUUCCCUGUUAUUCCCUUCAAGAAUGAAAUGGCCAUUGAGCUGCUGGAGAAGGGUCGCGUUCGUUUCUGGACUCAGGUGGAGAAGUGCACUUCGGCCUGCCAAGUGGAUUAUGUCUUUAACGAUGUCAUCAUUACCGAGGAAGAGAAAUACACAGUGAACUUCGACAAGUCCACCGGCAUCAUCGAAAUGUUCAUGGACUCUCUGGAGGUCAGCGAUGAGGGAACAUUCACCUUUGACCUGGUGGAUGGCAAGGCUAAGGGUGCAACCAGCCUGGUGCUCAUUGGAGAUGAGUUCAGGGAGCUUCAGAAGAAGUCUGAAUUUGAGAGGGCAGAAUGGGUCAGGAAACAAGGUCCUCACUUUGUCGAGUACCUUGACUUCACCGUUACUCCAGAAUGUAAUGUGCUGUUGAAGUGCAAGAUAGGAAAUGUCAGAGCAGAGACUGAGAUCACCUGGUCUAAGGACAACAUCGAGAUCGCAGAGGAUGAUGAGGACGCUCAGAAAAUCGAGAGAAAGGACGGCGAUCUGACCUUUAAUAUCGGAAAGUGGGUAAUUAAGCAGGAGAAACCGAAAGGAAAAGAAGGAAAAAAGCCAUCUGCAGAGGACGUUCCCCCGCCGCCAAGACCCAAAAUCUCCAAGGCGGAUGCAGGCACUUACCAGGUCCUGCUGAGGGACGACAGAGGCAAAGACAAGAGCACCUUCAAUUUGACGGACGCAGGAUACCAAGCCGUAAUGAACGAGCUGUUCAGGGUUAUCGCCAACUCCUCCUGUGAUAUCAAAGUGAUCAGUACUGAACAUGGCAUCAUCCUCUACUCCAUGAUCACGUAUUACAAUGAGGAACUGCGCGUCGGGUGGCUCCACAAAGAUGCGAAGAUUGCAGCCUCAGAGAGAGUAAAGUCUGGAGUCACAGGAGAGCAGCUUUGGCUUAAGAUCAAUGAGCCCACUGAGAAGGACAAAGGCAAAUACACCAUGGACAUCUUCGAUGGCAAGGACGGUGUAAAGAGAGUCUUUGAUCUGACUGGCAAGGCUUGGGAAGAGGCAUUUGAAGAAUUCCAAAGGCUCAAGGCGGCAGCAAUCGCAGAGAGAAAUCGUGCUCGUGUUGUUGGAGGCCUGCCAGAUGUGGUUGCGAUCCAAGAGGGCAAGUCGCUGAACCUGACCGGCAACGUCUGGGGCGAGCCGGCACCUGAGGUCAGCUGGACGAAGAACGACAGGGAGCUGGUGUGCGACGAGCGCUACCAGCUCAAGUUCGAGCACGGCAAGUUCGCCAGCAUCACGAUCGCCGCCGUCACCACGGCUGACUCUGGCAAAUACGCCCUGCUGGUCAAAAACAAGUACGGCACGGAGGCCGGCGAGUUCACCGUCAGCGUCUACAACCCGGACGACGAAGAGAACAAGGAGGGGAAGAAAGGCUAAAAAGAGAGAGAGAGAGAGAGAGAAAGAGAGAGAGUGCAAAGCAGAAGAGAUGAACGACUGGGCGAUCUCCAAAGCAUUUUUACCCCGACACAUGCCGGUGCACUGAGCAGUUUAAAUAAAUGAUUAAUACAACUGCUUCCUCAAGCCUCUUUCAUGUGCUGGGCAAAAGAGCUUUGGGCAUUGCUUGUUGUGGAAUAAAACCUAUGAAUGUGCUAGAGAGAAAGGUAACAGAUUGCCUAGUAGAUGCUUGACUUCUCUUCUGUCAGUCCUGACCAAGUUCAGCAGUAAAUGUAAUGUUGAGUCAUUCAUCUUUGUUUUAGCGACGAAGGCCAGCAAAACCAAACUGUUACGUUAAACUAUUGCAGUUACUAUUAGAUUUGGAAAACCUUUGACCCCUGGAAUCGAGUCAAGUUAUGCAAUGUAAAAAAAAUAAAGAGAAAAAUGAUGUCAUGAACUUCU
Messenger RNA from Gasterosteus aculeatus aculeatus (three-spined stickleback), 5212 nucleotides. It is a transcript of the gene myom1a, whose product is annotated as myomesin 1a (skelemin). NCBI's taxonomy places the organism in Eukaryota, Metazoa, Chordata, Actinopteri, Perciformes, Gasterosteidae. Gene Ontology annotation, molecular function: protein binding. The record is from RefSeq and is a predicted model, not a curated record.